ACAGAAGGUUUGGUUGAGGUAGUUUGUUUGUGUGCGAAACAGUCGAGGGCCGCGAAGUGGGGGGAGCCAGUGCUGUCUCAGAAGUCAGCUACUUGGUACUGGAAGAAAUUGUCAUCCUGUUUGAAGCAGGUGGGGCAAAAAAUUCCUACGUGUCAAACUCUGGUCAGUAGUGGUAGUUCUUUGCAUUGGCUGGAGCACCCGUUGCUCUUGGAGUCUAGGCCAUGACCAGCAGAGGAGCUGCCAGGCCGAAUGGGCAAUCGCAGGCCAGCAAGAUCUGCCAGUUCAAGCUAGUACUGUUGGGUGAAUCAGCAGUAGGCAAGUCCAGCCUGGUGCUGCGUUUUGUCAAGGGACAGUUCCACGAAUACCAGGAGAGCACCAUUGGAGCGGCUUUCCUCACACAGUCUGUCUGUCUAGAUGAUACAACGGUAAAGUUUGAAAUCUGGGAUACAGCUGGUCAGGAAAGAUACCACAGUUUGGCUCCAAUGUAUUACCGAGGGGCUCAGGCUGCCAUUGUGGUAUAUGACAUAACCAACCAAGAAACAUUUGCACGAGCAAAAACAUGGGUGAAAGAACUCCAACGGCAAGCUAGCCCAAAUAUUGUUAUAGCCUUAGCAGGAAAUAAGGCUGAUCUUGCCAACAAGCGCAUGGUAGACUAUGAAUUCGACAUGAAUCCUGAAAUGACAUCUUACAAUUCAUUAACUGCAAAACUCUUCUUUGUUGAUGGUGCUCUGAUUCCAUCGCAUACAAUGACACUUGCAGUCCUUAUGGAGAACCCAGGAGGAGUCCUAAGCAUGUCCUUUCCCUCUUCAAUAAAGCUGAAAUACUGCACUGUGCUCAGCUCAUGA
Molecule: messenger RNA, 845 nt
Organism: Thamnophis sirtalis
Lineage: Eukaryota; Metazoa; Chordata; Lepidosauria; Squamata; Natricidae
Source: RefSeq, a predicted model, not a curated record